UAAAUUUGUCGAGUACAACUUUUGGCGGACAAGGUACUGUUAAUGAAAUAUCUCAUACAACCGUAAACCAGGAAAGUGGUAAUAUGAAUUUUGAUCCUUCAACUAUCGUAGAAAGUGAAUUGCG
Molecule: messenger RNA, 124 nt
Organism: Racocetra persica
Lineage: Eukaryota; Fungi; Glomeromycota; Glomeromycetes; Diversisporales; Gigasporaceae
Source: the annotation of a GenBank genome assembly